AUGGACGACGGGGAGCCGACGCCGACACACAUCAUUGACUUUAAGCUUCCAUUGCACAGUGAGGAUCAUUACCUUGAGGGCCAACAUGUGGAUAGCCCAGCCACCACCUUGUGGAACUACUGCGUGCUUCUGAAGGUCUAUCCUCGAGGCUUUGGCUUUACGUCCCAGGGGCCAGGCGUUGCUACCAAGCUGGUAUUCGUGCCGAUCUACACAGAUUCCGAGGACACACUUAACAGCGCCUUGUCCGGAAAGACAGAUGAACUCACGAUCGGAGAUGUGCGAUUCUGCUUGACGGUUAGAUAUGCCGGCCAAACCGAGACUCGGAAAGGUAGCCCUCACCGGCUUCGAUGUGGCAAGUGCAACGAGUGCUUUACUCUCAAGCAUGCAGUUUGCAAGUCAGAAGCUUUGCUGGUACCGCCGAAAUAUGUGCCUGGCGAGUACUUGCACUGUUUAGUGGAGCUCUGGUUCGACCCCAAGAACUUGGGAUACGAGCCCAGCAAGCGUCGCCGCCUAGACUAUGGGAAAGACCUGUGGCGAGACAUGAAGUUCACGGACAUGACGAUGCGAGCUGGAGACGAGGGAGAAGACCUCCCUUGCCAUCGAGCCGUGCUGGCCAGGAGUUCAGAGGUCUUCGACCGCAUGCUCAGCUCUCAGAUGAAGGAGGGUUCGGAGCAUCGCGUCGUCAUCCGCAACGCGGCUUCAGGAACUCUGAACAAGUUGCUAGAGCACAUCUACACCGGGGAAGCCCCAGAGAGCAAUUCCGUCCAGGAGCUGGGGGAACUGAUCUGCCUCGGUAACCAGUAUGGGCUGGCGCAGCUUGCCGAGUCCUGUGCGGCGAGCUUGUCGAAGAUGAUGUGUCCGACGAACGUGGUCGCAGUUCUUCGUGAGAAUUCAGAGGUCCUUGCUGGAUAUCUCAGCCGCGAGGGUCUUACCUACAAGCUGCUAAACGCCAAGCCUGAGAAUGCAGCCAGAGAGGCUGAGAUCGUUGCUGCUGGCGGUCUCCCUGGUGCGAUCACGAUCGCAACCAACAUGGCAGGCCGAGGGACUGACAUAGUGCUCGGUGGAGAUGGGAAAGCGAUGGCGAAGUUGUACCUCAAGGAGGCUCUGCGGAACGUUUCUUCCACAGCACCUGGACUCGACACAGAAAUAGCUGCUGCCGGCACAGCGUCAGCUUCGUAG
Symbiodinium sp. CCMP2456 is the source of this 1179-nucleotide messenger RNA. NCBI's taxonomy places the organism in Eukaryota, Dinophyceae, Suessiales, Symbiodiniaceae. The record is from the annotation of a GenBank genome assembly.